GACGACGGCUACAUCAAGCCGAACUCGGGCGUCUACGAGAUCGACAUGUUCUGGACGCCGGCGGAGACGAUCAAGACGAUGAACCAGCUGGGCCAGAAGACCAUCUGCUACUUCUCGGCGGCGACGGCGGAGAACUGGCGCGACGACUACGGCGAGUUCCAGCGCCAGGAUCUGGGCAAGGAGCUGCCGGACUGGCCAGGGGAGCGGUAUCUGGAUAUCCGGCGGGAGAAUGUGUUUAAGGUGAUUCAGAAGAGGAUUGAUCUCGCGGCGGAGAAGGGGUGUAAUGCUAUUGAGCCGGAUAACGUUGACGUCUACUCCAACGACAACGGCUUCACGCCCGAAAUCACGCCCGGCGACACGGUGACCUACCUGCACAAAGUGUCCGCCUACGCGCGCAGCAAAGGCAUGUCAGUCGGGAUCAAGAACUGCAUCGAGAUCCUCGGCGACAUCUUCGACGACGUCGACUUCGCCAUCUCGGAGGAGUGCGUGCAGUGGCUCAACUGCACGGCAUACGCGAACUUCACGACGGCGCCGCGCGCCGGCACCGUCGGCAAGCCCGUGUUCGAGGUCGAGUAC
Molecule: messenger RNA, 576 nt
Organism: Trematosphaeria pertusa
Lineage: Eukaryota; Fungi; Ascomycota; Dothideomycetes; Pleosporales; Trematosphaeriaceae
Product: glycoside hydrolase family 114 protein
Exons: 2
Source: RefSeq, a predicted model, not a curated record